Molecule: messenger RNA, 1629 nt
Organism: Zasmidium cellare ATCC 36951
Lineage: Eukaryota; Fungi; Ascomycota; Dothideomycetes; Mycosphaerellales; Mycosphaerellaceae
Exons: 1
Coding region: 1-1629 (542 amino acids)
Biological process (GO): negative regulation of gene expression via chromosomal CpG island methylation; protein ubiquitination
Molecular function (GO): ubiquitin protein ligase activity
Source: RefSeq, a predicted model, not a curated record
AUGGGCAACGUGCAAUCGAAGGAAGAGUUUGACGCCGCUCAAAACGUCGCACGCGAGCAAGGUCGUCAAGAAAUGCGGAAGAAGAUAGAGGAGUAUCAAAAGACUCGCGAGGACAGACAGCGACAACUGCAGCAAACAGCCCCGGAAGAAGGCGAAGUCGCUGACGAAGGAGAAGUCUCCGAGAGCUCUCGCAGAGACAGCGGCGCCAAUGGAGCUGACAUUGGCGUGAAGAAGGAGAAGACUGAGGAAGAUGAAGAUGUGAUAACUGUUAAGCGAGAGCCGAAAGUGAACGACACAAGCGACAAGCAAGCGAACGAGCGAGCUGCUGUAAAGGCUCGGCUUAUAGAAGCAGAGCAAGAGCUGGCUGCCGCAAGAAAGAAUUGUUCUAGCUCUGCAGAUCCACUGUCCGCAUGGAACGCAAGGAAGCAGCCACGUCAGAAAGAUGCCCCCACUCAGGCACGAAGGGAUACCGCUUCGUUGCCGGUACCCAGUAGAAAGGGAAGCGUGGAGGAGAAUGUCCAAAGCCCCAAGAGGACGGCACCGGAUUCUGGCUUUAGCGACGACAGACGCCCUAUCAAGAAGAAGGCCAGCAUCUCGACCUCAUCGCCUGCAACACCAAAAUCUCCCGAUGGACCUUCGGAACUUCGACAGCCACCCGAAUGGUAUAGGAAACUGAAGGUCACAGGAAUUAGGGACAAGCAAGAUGCUGAAGCUGACCCGCUGCUGAACGGACUCAAGAAUCAGAUUAGGAAGGCACAAGACCAGCGAAGCGGCCUACAAGCCGUGUUCAACGAAGCCCGUGACCGGUUGCAUAAGAUUGCAUUCACUCAAGUCACGAAGCAAGGCCUUCGGAACACUCGGAUACUGGACAAUGAGAAUGGUCUUCCGCAAAUAUUUGACGGAAAGUACGAUCGCGGAGUCUCAUGGCCUUUUGACAUCAAGGCAGAUGCGGAAGAACUGUACAAUAAGUGGUGCAGAGAGGACUUUGAGACGGACUUGAUGCGUGGAAUCAACUGUGGCAAGCCCAAGACAGGCAAGGACAAGGACAAGAAUGACCGCAGUUCUGACAGUCUGCUCGAAGGAUAUCCCAGGCCUGACACCCUUAAAUACGGAAACGGAAAGCUGCUGAACGGACAAUGGUGGCCGACUCAGCUCACUUGCUUGCGAGAUGGGGCGCAUGCGAGUACCCAAGCGGGCAUUGCCGGCGGCAGCAUUGACGAGGGGGAGGGUGCCUACUCCUGUAUCAUGUCCGGUGGACAUGAGUAUAAUGAUGACGAGGAUCAUGGAGAGUGGGUGCUUUACUGCGGCACGGACAGUAAAGACGGACAGACCACAGAGGCGACGAAGCGAAUGAUCAACAGUGUUGGCAAGAAGCCCGUACGCUUGAUCCGCAGCCAUAACCUCAACUCUCCAUGGGCCCCGAUCAAGGGCUUCAGAUACGAUGGUCUCUACGAUGUGGUUGACAAGGAGCGGAUCGAUCCACCGGGACACGUUCGAGCUCGCCACCGAUUCAAGCUUGUGAGGAGAGAAGGUCAAGAUCCCAUUCGGGGUGGAGAUGGUCCAGAGAGGAGGCCGACUGCCCAGGAGGUUAAGGCCUAUGAGAAAGACAAGCAUCUGCGAGGCUUCUAG